AAACCCAAAGCCAGGGGCAAAGCUGUUGAUCAGCCGGUCAAUCCUUCCCCUGCUGUGCUCCGAGGUCGGUGCUCCUCCUCCUCCUCCUCCCUUUCUUUCUUAAAAGGCUCGGCCUCCUCCCAUACCUCCCUCUCCUGCCCUGCCAAGAACCUUACCUGCUGACAAGGGAUCGAGUGAACCCCGCAGCAGGGAAAAGAAUCAGCUUUGGCCAGCGGUGACCGAUGCUGGGCGCCAAGAUGAAGGGCGGCGAGAUGAGCAGCAUUAGCCCGCUGGUGUCCUUCAUGUUGGGCGCCGCCAUGGCCACCGUCUGCGUCCUCUUCUUCGUGUCCGCCAGUCCUGGCCGCCGCCUCGUCGACAUCUCCGCCUUCAGCAGCAGGAACGGCACCGCGGACCAGGAGGAGCUGCUCUCCUCCGUGCAGCAGGGCGGCGUGGCCGACGGCAACGGCGAGACGAGGGCUGCGACGGCGGAAGGGCAACUCGGCGUCAGGGCGCCCGAGGCCACCGCAACGCCGGCUCCGGCUCCUGCACCCGUCGAGGGUCCGUCGCCGUGGGGCGACCUGGAGGAGGUGCUCCGGCGGGCGGCGACCAAGGACCGGACGGUGAUCAUGACGCAGAUCAACGCGGCGUGGACGCGGCCGGGGUCGCUGCUGGACCUCUUCUUCGAGAGCUUCCGGCUGGGCGAGGGCGGCGUGGCGCGGCUGCUGGAGCACCUGGUGAUCGUGACCAUGGACCCGGCGGCGUACGAGGGCUGCCAGGCGGUGCACCGCCACUGCUACUUCCUCCGCACGUCCAACGGCGUCGACUACCGCUCCGAGAAGAUGUUCAUGAGCAAGGACUACCUCGAGAUGAUGUGGGGACGCAACCGCUUCCAGCAGACCGUCCUCGAGCUCGGAUACAACUUCCUCUUCACGGACGUGGACGUGAUGUGGUUCCGGGACCCGUUCCGUCACAUCUCGAUGGCGGCGGACAUCGCCAUCUCGAGCGACAUGUUCAUCGGCGACCCCUACAGCCUGCGCAACUUCCCCAACGGCGGGUUCCUGUUCGUGCGGUCGUCGGAGAAGACGAUCGAGUUCUACCGCGGCUGGCAGCAGGGGCGGUGGCGAUUCUUCGGGAAGCACGAGCAGGACGUGUUCAACCUCAUCAAACACGAGAUGGUCGCCAAGCUGGACAUCACCAUCCAGUUCCUCGACACCCAGUACAUCAGCGGCUUCUGCCAGCUCAGCAAAGACCUCAACAAGAUCUGCACCCUCCACGCCAACUGCUGCGUCGGCCUCGGCGCCAAGCUCCACGACCUCCGAGGCGUCCUCGACGUCUGGAGGAACUACACCACCGGGUCCGCCGACGAGCGCCGCGCCGGGAAGUUCCAGUGGAAGCUCCCCGGCAUCUGCAUCCACUGAGCAGUCGGCACAGCUCGCUAGCUAGGUCCGACGAUCCAUUCGGUGCACCGCAAGGCCAUGCAAUUCUUCUCUGCUUCUUCUUGCUGUCGCAAAGUAAAAUUAAGGAGAUGGAGAGGUACCAUUGAUUCUUUUGAUUUGUAAAAGGUAAUGUAGCUAGGAUAAAUUAUACUGCUCCAUAUGUAUGUACACAACACAGCUUAUAUAUAUUUUGCAUCGUUUCUCUGCCCUGUAAAGAUGAAUACAACAGCGCUUAUUUGUUGCCAUCAGAUGUAUAUACAAACACUAUAUACUAUUUUUUAUAUGUAUAUAUUAUUUUAUGAUA
Molecule: messenger RNA, 1719 nt
Organism: Phragmites australis (common reed)
Lineage: Eukaryota; Viridiplantae; Streptophyta; Magnoliopsida; Poales; Poaceae
Exons: 3
Coding region: 222-1397 (391 amino acids)
Source: RefSeq, a predicted model, not a curated record